CUCCAGGAGGAAGCGACAUGUCCCGUCUGUCUGGAGUAUUUCACAGAACCUGUCACUCUGGAGUGUGGGCACAAUUUCUGCCGAGCCUGCAUCAGCCAGUGCUGGGAGGGAUCCGAUAUAUCCUGCCCUCGGUGCGGAGAAACUGUGCAACAGAGAAACCUCAGGCCCAACAGGCAACUGGCAAAUGUCGUAAAAAUCACCAAGCAGUUGAAUUUACAGGCGGCAAAAGGAGCAGGAGGGGACGGGGUGUGUGAGAGACACCAGGAGGCUCUGAAACUGUUCUGUGAAGAGGAUCAAACCCCCAUCUGUGUGGUGUGUGACAGAUCCCGGGCUCACCGCGCUCACACGGUGGUUCCCAUCGAGGAGGCUGCCCAGGAGUACAAGGAAAGAAUCCAGGCCCAUUUGAAAACUCUGAGGGAAGAGAGAGAAAAGCUGCUGGGAUUGAAAACGACUGGAGAGAGGAAUUGCCGGGAAUAUCUGAAACAAACACAAACCGAGAGGCAGAAGAUUGUGUCUGUAUUUCAUCAACUGCGGCAGUUCCUGGAGGAACAAGAGCGACUCCUGCUGGCCCAGCUGGAGAAGCUGGACAAGGAGAUUGUGAGAAUCCAGAAUAAAAAUGUCAGUAAAGUCUCCAAGCAGAUUUCCCGUCUGAGUGAGCUGAUCAGUGAGAUGGAGGGGAAAUGUCAGAAGCCAGCAAGUGAAUUCCUACAGGACGUCAGAACCACCUUGAGCAGAUCCCAUGUUGGAUACAAAUCUCUCUGA
Molecule: messenger RNA, 762 nt
Organism: Mauremys mutica (yellowpond turtle)
Lineage: Eukaryota; Metazoa; Chordata; Testudines; Geoemydidae
Product: zinc finger protein RFP-like
Exons: 5
Molecular function (GO): zinc ion binding
Source: RefSeq, a predicted model, not a curated record